AUGGCUGGGAACCUCCUCAUUGUUGUGCUGGUUGUGACUGAUCGACAUCUUCACACCCCCAUGUACUUCUUCCUAGGGAACCUCUCCUUCUUGGAAUCUUGCAGCAGCUCAACCAUCCUGCCUAAAAUGUUGUCAUGCAUGCUGACUGGGGGGGAAAGUAUAUCUGUCCAAGCCUGCUUCUUGCAGUUUUUCAUCUUUUCUUGCCUGGGUGGUGCUGAAUGCUACCUCCUUGCUAUGAUGUCUUAUGACAGGUACUUGGCAAUUUGUAAGCCGCUCCACUAUGCUACUCUAAUGAAUGGCAGAGUGAGCCUCCAGUUAUCCGUUGUGUCUUGGGCAAGUGGAGUUUUGGUUAGCACAAGCUUAACCUUAUCACUCUCAUGGUUAUCCUUUUGUGGUCCCAAGGAAAUUGAUGAUUAUUUUUGUGAUGUUAGCUCUAGCAUACGACAUAUUUCUUGUAGUGACACUCAUUUAUUUGAACUAUCAGGUUUCAUAUUUACCUGUAUUUUCACCCUACCUCCCUUCCUCCUCACCCUAAUCUCCUAUAUUUCCAUCAUAGCCACAAUCUUCAGAAUCCCAUCCACCACUGGAAGGACAAAGGCCUUCUCCACCUGUUCCUCUCACCUCACAGUGGUUGCCUUGUAUUAUGGAAGUCUGAUGCUUGUCUAUAUGCUCCCUCGGUCAAAGGAUUUAAUACAUAUGAAGAAAGUCUUCUCUCUCUUCUAUACAGUCUUGACCCCCAUGGUCAAUCCCCUCAUAUACAGCCUGAGAAACAUGGAAGUGAAGAAAUCCCUGAAAAUGGGCUUCAGGAAGGUUCUAUUCUACAUUACAGCAUGA
Molecule: messenger RNA, 834 nt
Organism: Podarcis muralis (Common wall lizard)
Lineage: Eukaryota; Metazoa; Chordata; Lepidosauria; Squamata; Lacertidae
Product: olfactory receptor 10A7-like
Biological process (GO): G protein-coupled receptor signaling pathway
Cellular component (GO): membrane
Molecular function (GO): G protein-coupled receptor activity; olfactory receptor activity
Source: RefSeq, a predicted model, not a curated record